GUUUUGUCAGGUUUUUAGAAGGCUAUUACAUUGUGUUAAUAACAAAAAGAAGAAAAAUGGCAGAUAUUGGAGGCCAUGCAAUAUAUAAAAUAGAAGAUACAAACAUGAUCUACAUUCCAAAUGACUCUGUAAGAGUCACUCAUCCCGAUGAAGCCAGGUAUCUGAGAAUCUUUCAAAAUGUGGACCUUUCUAGCAACUUCUACUUUAGUUACAGCUAUGAUCUGUCUCACUCCCUUCAGUAUAAUCUUACUGUCCUGAGAAUGCCACUUGAAACAUUAAAAACUGAAACAACCCAGACCCGACAAGAAAGUUUUGAUAUAUUUGAAGAUGAAGGACUUUCAACACAGGGUGGAAGCGGUGUAUUUGGGAUUUGCAGUAAGCCUUACGAGAAGUAUGUGUGGAAUGGCAAGCUUCUGGAGGCAGUAAAAAAUAUUGUUCAUCGUGACUGGCUGCUGUAUAUUAUUCACGGAUUCUGUGGGCAAUCAAAACUGUUAAUAUAUGGUCGCCCUAUAUACGUCACUCUGAUAGCUAGAAGAUCAAGCAAAUUUGCUGGAACACGUUUUCUGAAACGAGGAGCAAACUGUGAGGGAGAUGUUGCUAAUGAAGUAGAAACUGAACAAAUACUUUAUGAUGCUUCAGUUAUGUCAUUUUCUGUGGGGAGUUAUUCAUCCUAUGUUCAAGUUCGAGGAUCUGUCCCUCUGUACUGGUCACAAGAUAUUUCAACUAUGAUGCCUAAGCCGCCCAUAACAUUGGACCAAGGAGAUCCUUUUGCACAUGUUGCUGCUCUUCACUUUGACCAAAUGCUUCAAAGAUUUGGUUCUCCCAUUAUUAUUUUGAAUCUUGUGAAGGAACGUGAAAAAAGAAAGCACGAAAGGAUUCUUAGUGAAGAACUUGUUGCUGCCGUGACAUAUCUCAACCAGUUUUUGCCUCCAGAGCAUGCAAUUAUAUAUAUACCCUGGGAUAUGGCCAAAUACACAAAAAGCAAACUUUGCAAUGUCCUUGAUAGACUGAAUGUGAUUGCAGAAAGUGUAGUAAAGACGACUGGAUUUUUUGUAAAUAGACCUGAUUCCUACUGCAGUAUUUUGCGACCAGAUGAAAAGUGGAAUGAACUGGGAGGCUAUGUUGUUUCCACUGGUCGCUUGCAGACAGGAGUUCUCCGAACCAAUUGUGUGGACUGUUUAGAUCGCACUAACACGGCCCAAUUUAUGGUGGGAAAAUGUGCCUUGGCAUACCAACUCUAUUCAUUGGGAUUGAUUGAUAAACCAAACUUGCAAUUUGAUACGGAUGCUGUAAG
Messenger RNA from Nestor notabilis (Kea), 1294 nucleotides. RefSeq names its product polyphosphoinositide phosphatase. Gene Ontology annotation, cellular component: intracellular membrane-bounded organelle. Gene Ontology annotation, molecular function: phosphatidylinositol-3,5-bisphosphate 5-phosphatase activity. The transcript is spliced from 11 exons. Gene Ontology annotation, biological process: phosphatidylinositol dephosphorylation. NCBI's taxonomy places the organism in Eukaryota, Metazoa, Chordata, Aves, Psittaciformes, Psittacidae. The annotation marks the transcript as partial. The record is from RefSeq and is a predicted model, not a curated record.